Molecule: messenger RNA, 4178 nt
Organism: Seriola dumerili (greater amberjack)
Lineage: Eukaryota; Metazoa; Chordata; Actinopteri; Carangiformes; Carangidae
Gene: tshz1
Product: teashirt zinc finger homeobox 1
Exons: 2
Coding region: 37-3606 (1189 amino acids)
Biological process (GO): regulation of transcription by RNA polymerase II
Cellular component (GO): nucleus
Molecular function (GO): DNA-binding transcription factor activity, RNA polymerase II-specific; DNA binding
Source: RefSeq, a predicted model, not a curated record
CCUGCAUGAGAAGCACCGUGGAACGUGACGGUCACUAUGCCGAGGAGAAAGCAGCAAGAGCCGCGGCGAUCAGCAGCGUACAUGCCCGAGGACGAGCUUAAGGCAGCCCCUCACGAUGAGGAAGAGCACCUGCAGGAUGACGGCCUCUCAUUAGACGGCCAGGACAAUGAGUUCCUGUGCAACGAGGAAGAGGAAGAUGUGGACGGAGGCCAGCCACCUAGCUACAGAGACUCACCACUCAGCAAUGGCACUAAUCCUGACGCCGGAUAUGGGUCUCCACUCAGUGAUGCCAGCGACCGACUCACGGACUUCAAGAGCACCUCCUCCACGGAUGGUCAGGAGAGGGAAGGCGCAGCUUUGCCCUUCCGCCCCAACAACGGCCUCUCUUUCCAGGAUAGCCUGGCGCAGAUGAAAGCCGUCUAUGCAAACCUCAUCUCAGAUGCCUCUUGGUCCAGCAUCACUAUGGACAUCAUGAAAUCUAAGCCCGCUGCGGCGGGCAGCGUCAACAGUGCCCUCACUACUCCGGAGCCCGCCUCUACUGCCUCUGCCUCCACAACCACAACCAUAAACAAGAGCAGUGGGGUCAACAUGGCUAGCAGUCAUCACAAUGGCAGGAGCUCCAGCACCACUGUCAACCACACAGGCGGCGCAAGUGGCAAUACUAAUGGCACAGCAGCUAGCUCUGUUGGCAGCCAUAGUGCAACCAGCAGCAGUGGGAGCAGCAGCGGUGUGGCUAGCAAUGGUAGCGGUGUAGCCUACGACUGGCACCAGGCGGCACUUGCCAAAACUCUUCAGCAGACCCCUUACCACCUUUUGCCAGAGCCCAGCCUCUUCAGCACAGUGCAGCUCUACCGGCAGAACAACAAGCUGUACGGCUCUGUUUUCACCGGUGCGAGCAAGUUUCGCUGCAAAGACUGCAGCGCUGCCUACGACACGCUGGUGGGUCUGACGGUCCACAUGAAUGAGACGGGCCAUUAUCGAGACGACAACAAGGACAAGGAGGAGGAUCAGGGGAAGCGCUGGUCCAAACCGCGCAAGCGCUCCCUGAUGGAGAUGGAGGGGAAAGAGGAUGCCCAGAAGGUGCUGAAGUGCAUGUACUGCGGCCACUCGUUUGAGUCUCUGCAAGAUCUCAGCGUUCACAUGAUCAAGACCAAGCAUUACCAGAAAGUGCCUCUCAAAGAACCGGUGCCAGCCUUGGCCACUAAACUGGUGCCCACUUCAGCUAAAAAACGAGCGAUCCAAGACGCUAUAGUGUCCCCGUGCUCCCCAGACUCUCUCCAUGCUGGUAGCGGUGGUGGCGGCGUAUCCCUCGGGGACGUUGGCAAAGAUACAAAAGCCGUACCUAACCCCUACGUUACGCCAAACAACCGCUACGGCUACCAGAACGGUGCCAGCUACACAUGGCAGUUUGAAGCUCGUAAAGCCCAGAUCCUCAAAUGCAUGGAGUGCGGGAGCUCCCAUGAUACACUGCAACAGCUGACUGCCCACAUGAUGGUUACAGGUCACUUUUUGAAGGUCACAAAUUCUGCAUCCAAGAAGGGCAAACAGCUGGUCUUUGAUCCAGUGGUGGAAGAGAAGAUUCAGUCUAUCCCACUGCCACCGACCACCACCAGACUCCCUGUCCCCAGUAGUGUUAAGUCCCAGCCUGUGUCCCCCGCCCUCUCCUCCGGCUCAGAGGAAAAGAGGGAGGGAGGUGAGGAUGAAAAGGUGGAUUGUGGUGAGUCAGUGGAGAAAAAAAUUAAGGAGGAGAAAGACGACUCAGGUGAAAAAUCUGAGACUGAUGCCACAUCAUAUAAAUAUCUUAGAGAAGAAGAUCUCGAGGAGACGCCCAAAGAGGGUUUAGAUAUUCUUAAAUCCCUUGAGAACACAGUAUCCAGUGCCAUCAGCAAGGCCCAGACAGGCACGCCCACAUGGGGCGGCUAUCCUAGCAUUCAUGCAGCCUACCAGCUGCAGGGUGCCAUGAAAAGCUCCGCUACUGUUCUGCCCCCAACUGUCCAGAGUGUCCAGAUGCAGCCGAUCUUUAACAGCGGGCUACGAGGCCUGGUGAGUGACCCCAACUCAGUCAUCCACUCGCCUCGGAGCCCGUCCUCCCCCACCCCCCUCAGGAGCAAUGUCACUGCCAUGGAGGAGCUUGUGGAGAAAGUGACAGGGAAAGCUGCCACUGUGAAGAAAGAAAAGGAGGAGAAGAUGGUGAGCCUGGAACGAUGCCGGCCCCCGUCGUUAGUAAAAUCCCCCUCCCCUGCACUGAGAGAGCAGAGAGAGCAAUUGGCAUCUCCAAAUGACCUCUCUAAGCCGUCAGGUAUGAGAAGUAGCAGCCCAGGCAGUGUAGAUUCAGAGCUCAUCUGCAAGAAGGAGCCCAAAGAGAGCCUAGUGGAUGGCCACAACAACCAUUCAAAGAACGGCUCUGAGGCCUGUCAGUCCCCUGUAACUAACGGCAACAGUCUUGGCAUCAUCACUGAUCACUCACCAGAAAUUCCUUUCAUCAACCCUCUCAGCGCACUCCAGUCAAUCAUGAACACACACCUGGGUAAGGCCUCCAAACCAGUAAGCCCGGCUGCAGACCCACUGUCCAUGCUUUAUAAAAUCAGCAACAGCAUGAUGGAUAAGCCAGCUUUCAACCCACCUCCUCAGGGCAAGCCAGCUGAGCCCAUCAACCACUAUCAGUUGUAUGAAAGCAGUGACCAGCCCAUAGACCUGAGUAAAAAUAAAUCCUCCACUAACAGCAACAACAACAAUAACAACGGCAGCAGUGCGCUCCUGACCAACAAUAGUGUAAAUGGUAACAAACCUCUCAUUUCCCUCCCUGACUCAGUCUCUUCUCCCCUGAGAGAGAACGCUCUGAUGGACAUUUCAGAUAUGGUAAAGAACCUCACUGGCAGACUGACGCCCAAAUCCUCAACCCCUUCCUCCAUUUCAGAGAAGUCGGACGCCGAUGGCAGCGCAUUUGAGGACGCCCUCGAGGACCUCUCCCCAGUGCAGAAGAGGAAAGGGAGGCAGUCCAACUGGAAUCCCCAGCACCUCCUCAUCCUCCAGGCACAGUUUGCCUCCAGCCUGAGGGAGACCCCAGAGGGCCGCUACGCCAUGACCGACCUGGGCCCUCAGGAAAGGGUCCACAUCUGUAAGUUCACAGGCCUCUCCAUGACCACGAUAUCCCACUGGCUGGCUAAUGUCAAGUACCAGCUGAGACGGACUGGGGGCACCAAGUUUCUCAAGAACAUGGACUCGUGCCAGCCUGUGUUCCUCUGUGGUGACUGUGCCUCCCAGUUCAGGACUCCCUCCUCCUACAUCAGCCACCUGGAGUCUCACCUGGGCUUCAGCUUGAAGGACCUGUCCAAACUGUCAGCUGAGCACCUACGGGAGCAGCAGGCUGCCUCAAAGGUGAUCACAGACAAAAUGACAUUCGGCAGCCCCCUGUCAGCCUUGACCACGCCAGAGGACGACACAGGCUCUGUGUACCAGUGCAGACUUUGCAAUCGGACAUUCGUCAGCAAACACGCAGUCAAACUGCACCUCAGCAAGACCCACGGCAAGUCUCCAGAGGACCACCUGGUGUUUGUCACUGCUCUGGAGAAACUGGAGAAGCUAGACAAGAUGGAGAAGGUGUAAGCGGGGUCUCGAGCUGAGGGUAGAGACUGACAGCUGUGGAACUGACUAGAAUUUCAUUGCACUAAAAUGACGUUGUUCACAGUUACUGCACUGGGCCGAACUGAGCCGCCAGAAAAAAAUCAGUCUUAUAGUUUUUUGUUGUGAUAACUGCCUGACUGGACCAUGUCUUUUCAUGUUGAUUUGUUUUUGUUUUGCCAAGCUUUUUUACACUUAUUUUGUAAUAUAUUUAUAUGCUAUUUGUCUGAUCUGUGCAUGUAUUUUAGUGAAUCAAGGUUAAACACAAGAUUUUAAUCUUUUCAUGGCAAAAAUACAACUACUGCUUCAAUGGUAAAAGUGGUGAGUGGAGAGAAUUGGUGGAAGAGAAAACUGUAUAAUACUUGAUAUGAAGAAGGUGAAAAUUAAAUGUAUACACCAAAAGAAUGAAAGAAUACCCUGAAAGACUGAAGUAGCACCUUAGACAGCUGAAUUUUUUGAAUUUGUAAAGAGAACAUGUUUUGAAAUAUCUUGCAUUUGUCAAAAUCAGAUUGAUUUUAAAAGAUCAAGGAUUAUCAUUUCUCCCCCCGCCCACCCCC